AUGGCUUCGAGCGGCGGCGAAGAUCAUGUGGCUCCCGGAGAUCCGGUGACGGUUUCAACACGUUUGAUUGAUGCUGGGACGACAAUCAUGCAGAGGAGGUUACCGGUGAAGCAGAUGAGCAGCCAUGUCUCUACUUUUGCCAUAUACGGUGGAGAUAUGUCCAGGCAGAUAGAGACUCACCACUACGUCCACCGAGUCAACGAUGAGUUUCUCCAGUGUGCCGUUUACGCAUCUGACCGUUCCGAUGCACCUCUCAUUGGAAUAGAAUAUGUAAUAUCGGACCGAUUAUAUGAAAAUCUGCCUCAAGAUGAGCAAAAGCUUUGGCACUCUCAUGCUUACGAGGUUAAGUCCGGUUCGUGGGCUUAUCCACGAUUGCCUGAGGUUGUGGCUGCUCCAGAGCUCAAGAACAUAGCCAAAACGUACGGGAAGUUUUGGUGCACCUGGCAUAUAGACCGAGGUGACAAGUUACCAAUGGGUGCACCCGAGCUAAUGAUGUCACCACAAGGGGUGGGACAAGGGGUAAUAAGGCCCGAGUUGGUGAAGACCAGAAAUGACAAGUACAACAUUUCAACUGAUGAACUGAAGCACCGGAGAGCCGAGAUUGCUGAACCGGAAUGGAUCAAUCCCAUAGCAGACUACUGGAAGCAACACGGUAAGUGUUUUGUGCUCGAUAUCGCGACUGUGGAAAUGAACCGUAACGCUCCAUUUCCGUGA
Molecule: messenger RNA, 714 nt
Organism: Microthlaspi erraticum
Lineage: Eukaryota; Viridiplantae; Streptophyta; Magnoliopsida; Brassicales; Brassicaceae
Source: the annotation of a GenBank genome assembly